Molecule: messenger RNA, 2040 nt
Organism: Cricetulus griseus (Chinese hamster)
Lineage: Eukaryota; Metazoa; Chordata; Mammalia; Rodentia; Cricetidae
Source: RefSeq, a predicted model, not a curated record
GUGACUGAAUUCUGUAAAGAAGAAAACCAUAAUCGAGAUGCUCCAACUCUACAAAAUAUGAAAUGCGAAUAUAGAAGCACGUGGGAUGUAAUCAGCAGUUCUGAGGAUUUUCUUAGCAGCAUGCCAACAGAGACACCGCCCUUGCCACCCACCUUCUCACUGCUGAAAAUCAGUGAAAGAGUCAUUUGCCUAGUUCUUGAUGUGUCUGGGAGUAUGUCCGGUUAUGAUCGCCUCAAUCGAAUGAAUCAAGCAGCACAAUAUUUUGUAAUGCAAAUAAUUGAAGAUGGGUCCUGGGUAGGAAUGGUGCACUUCCAUAUCCAGGCCAGUAUCAAAAGUCAGCUGAUCCAAAUACAUAAUGACACCCAGAGAAGCCAGCUUCUGAAAUACUUGCCUAAAGUUGCCUCUGGAGGGACCUCCAUCUGCUCUGGAAUCCAGUCAGCAUUUGAGGUAUUUAAAACUGGAGGUUUCCAAAAAGAUGGGGCUGAAAUUGUGCUGUUGAGUGAUGGAGAAGACAGCUCUUCAAAAAUCUGUAUUAAUGAGGUUAAAGAGAGUGGGUCCAUAGUUCGUUUCAUUCCCUUAGGACCAACUCCUGAUGAAGGUGUAAUAAACAUGACUGUGCUAACAGGAGGCAAUCAUUUACCUGCUUCAGAUGAAGCACAGAACAAUGGUCUCAUUGACUCUUUUGGGGCCCUUGCUUCAGAAAAUGCCGAUGUCACCCAGAAGUCAAUUCAGCUUGAAAGUAAGGGAGUCAUAUUGAAUACUAAUCUCUGGCUGAAUGACACUGUAGUAAUUGACAGCACAGUGGGAAAGGACACAUUCUUUCUUGUCACCUGGAAGACAACAGCUCCUGGCAUUUCUCUAUGGGAUCCAAAAGGAACACAAAUCACAAAUUUCACAAUGGACACGGCUUCCAAAAUGGCCUAUUUCAGUGUCCCAGGAAUAGCUCAGGUGGGUACUUGGACUUACAACCUUGAAGCCAAAACAAACCAAGAAAUACUAACAAUUACAGUAAACUCCCGGGCAGCAAAUUUUUCUGUGCCACCAAUUACUGUUAAUGCUAAAAUGAACAGAGACACCAGCAGUUUCCCCAGCCCUAUGAUCGUUUAUGCAGAAGUCCUACAAGGGUACAUACCCAUCAUUGGAGCCCAUGUGACAGCUAUCAUAGAAUCAAUUACUGGAAAAAUAACAGAGCUGGAGCUGUUGGAUAAUGGUGCAGGGGCUGAUGCUUUCAAGAAUGAUGGUGUUUACUCCAGGUACUUCACAGCUUCAGAAAAUGGCAGCUAUAGCUUAAAAGUACGGGCUGAUGGAGGAGCAAAUUCUGCCAGGAGAAGCUUACAGCAUCUGUCCGGCAGGGCUGCCUACAUACCCGGCUGGGUAGUGGAUGGCAAAAUUGAAGGGAACGAACCCAGACCUGAAACAACCGAGGAUACUCAGCCAGUCCUGGAGAAUUUCAGAAGAACAGCAACUGGAAAUGGAUUUGUGGUACCCUAUGUUCCAUCUGGUCCAUUGUCUGACCAGUACCCCCCAAGCCAAAUCACAGACCUCCAGGCCGUACGUGAUGGGGAAGAGAUCACUCUAACAUGGACAGCACCUGGAGACGAUUUCGAUGUUGGAAAAGUUCAACAGUAUAUCAUAAGAAUAAGUGAAAAUGUCACUGACCUAAGAGACAAUUUUGACGGGGCUCUUCAAGUUAAUACGACUAACCUACUGCCCAAUGAAGCCAACUCCAAGGAAACCUUUGCCUUUAAACCAGAAAACAUCUCAGAAGAAAAUGCAACCUACAUAUUCAUUGCCAUUAAAAGUGUCGACAAAAGCAAUUUGAGUUCAAAACUGUCCAACAUAGCACAAGUGGAACUAUUCACCCCUCAAGCAGAGCCUAGUCCUGACAGUCCUGAUGGAAGUCCACACUCUGGAGUUAGUAUUUCCACUAUAGUGCUGUCUGUGGUGGGCGCUGUUGUACUGGUUUGUAUUAUUGUAAGUGCCACUGUUUGUAUUUUAAAGAACAGAAGAUCCUCAUCAAGAGCUGUAACAACAUUUUGA